GUAAAGUAGCGACAAGUUAUAUAAGGACAAUUUGCAGAUGAAAUUGAUAACAUGCAUUGAUAAUAUCACUUGAAAAUAACCGCUCAUAAACGAAUUUCAUAUUAGAUCGAAAAUAUAAGUUGUUUUCCUUCUUUUGUUCAAAGAUUACCAUCAUAAUGAUUCAUAAUGCUAAUCGUAUUUCACUGAAUUUGCUAAGAGAUUUAGCAUAUGUAAAUGGAAAAUGGAUAAGUGCAAUAAGCAAAAAUACAUUCCCCAUUUAUAAUCCGGUUGAUAAAUCUGUUAUUAAUAAUGUUCCUGAUAUGAAUGUUGAGGAUACUCGAGUAGCAAUCAAUGCAGCAUCUGCAGCUUUUAAAACAUUCAGUAAAACAACUGCAAAAGAAAGAAGUGAUUUACUUAGAAAUUGGUAUAAUCUAAUGGUGAAACAUGCUGAUGAUUUGGCACAAAUUUUGACUAAAGAAAAUGGAAAGUCUCUUAAUGAAUCUAAAGCAGAAAUUAAAUAUGGAAAUUCAUUUGUGGAAUGGUUUUCAGAAGAAUGUAGACGAAUUACUGGAGAAGAAUUGCAACCACCAGUACCUACUAGAGAACUUUUUUUGUUAAAGCAACCAGUUGGAGUAGCUGCUUUGAUCACACCAUGGAAUUUUCCACACGCUAUGAUCACCCGUAAAGCAGCUGCUGCUCUUGCUGCUGGAUGUACAUGUGUAAUUAAACCAUCCGAAGAUACACCACUUACUGCUUUAGCAUUAGCUGAUCUUGCUGAAAAAGCAGGUAUUCCUGAUGGAACUUUAAAUGUACUUACAACAAGCCUACAGAAUUCUGUUGCUGUUGGUAAAGAAUUAUGUGAGAAUCCAAAAGUAAGAGUUUUAUCAUUCACUGGUUCAACAGCUGUAGGAAAACUAUUGUAUCAACAGUGUGCUUCAACUAUGAAACGACUUAGCCUUGAAUUAGGAGGUAAUGCACCAUUUAUUAUUUUUGAUACUGCUAAUUUGGAUGUAGCUGUAUCAGGUGCUAUGGCAAGUAAAUUUCGUAAUGCCGGCCAGACAUGUGUUUCUGCAAACAGAUUUUUUGUACAAGCUAGUCAAUUUGAUAAAUUUAUUGAAAUGUUUCUAUCAAAAAUUGAAAGUGACAUUAAAAUGGGUGAUGGUAGUAAAAAAGAAGUUACACAUGGUCCUCUCAUUAAAGAGAGCCAAUUGAAUAUGGUACACAGACUAGUUACUGAUGCAGUGCAAAAGGGAGCAAAAGUACAUUGUGGUGGUAAGCCACUACCUGAAUUAGGACCAUUGUUCUAUGCCCCUACACUUAUAACAAAUGUAUCUAACGAUAUGGAAAUAUAUAACAAAGAAAUUUUCGGACCAGUAGCUGUCAUUAAUAAAUUUGAAACUGAAGAGGAAGUUAUACAAAAAGCUAAUGAUACACCUGUUGGUUUAGCAGGUUACUUUUAUUCACAAGAUAUAUCACAAAUAUUUCGAGUAGCAAGAAAAUUAGAAGUUGGAAUGGUUGGUGUGAAUGAAGGAUUAAUUUCUUGUGCUGAAGCUGCUUUUGGAGGAGUAAAAGAAUCAGGUUUAGGAAGAGAAGGUUCUAAACAUGGUGUUGAUGAUUUCCUUGAUUUGAAAUAUGUAUGUAUUGGAAAUAUUAAUCGUUAAUAUAUUUUGUUACUCCUUUUAAUACUCUAGAGCCAAUAUAUCGGGUUUUCGUAUAAAUAUAGUAUUAAGUAAUUUUUUUUUUAAUUUGUCUUUAUUUUUGCUAAGUAAUUUUUGGUAAUCAGGAAUAAUUAAGUAAUAAUAGUAUAUUGUUUUAGCACAAUGUACUGUUUGUGAAACUGAAUGUCUUCCAUAGUUUAUAAGCUAUAAUAAUGUUACAAAUAAUAUAGUAUAAUUAUUUAUGCAUUCUUCUUUCUAUUUUUCUUAUACAUUUUUAUUAAUUUUUGUGUAAAGCACAUAUAUAAACAAGCUUUAUUUUACUUACAUAAUUAAUAUCAAUAACAGUUAAACAUAUAUGAAAUAAAAACAUGUCUUCCAGAAAUUGCUGAUAAUAAUAGUAUUAUAAUAUGUGUAUAUAAAAGGGUAGGUAAUUAUAAAAUGUAUUAUUAUAUUUUAGAAAUAAAAUUAUAUUCACAUUAUGUAAUAGUAAAUACACAUAUGACAAAAACAAUAUAUAGUUGUUUUUAAUAAAGAUACAAUAACCAGAACAUAACUGCAAUAAGAAUGUCAGCAAUUUUUAAGUCCAUGUUUCUGAAUAUACCUUUCUCUAGCUUCUCUGAUCAUUUUAGCUUUUCUUUCCUGGAAGGAAGAAGAUCCUACAUUACUGUUAUCCUUAACUGUACUUAUUUGUAAUUGAUUCAAUGAUACUGAUGGUGUAGCUGUUGCUUGAGUUGAAUCUGGAGUAUAAGUAACUAUGCCAUCUAGUAUAUUGGCAAUUGUAAUAUCAACAUUACGUGUUUUUACUGUAAAAGUAAUAAGUUAAUAUUUUUAGAUUUAAAAACGAUUAACACGAUAUGUUAAUAAUUACAAUUAAAAUAAUUAUUUGUUUACAUACAAAGGUCUCUAAGAAUCACAUUAUGAGGGACCAAUGGAAGCACUUCACUGACUUGCUGUACCAUUCUCUGUAUCUCAAUACUAUGUAUGAUUUGUGAAUUUGGAGAACUUCUAUUAAGCCUUCUAUUUUGUGUUUUUUCUAUAAUGCAGCGUUUUUCAAAUUCUGCUUUAUCUGAUACGGUAUGAGAACUUGUCUUAAGUCCAAGACUAGUUGCUAUAUCUUUUUCUAUUUCCCUUACUAGUACUUCAGGAUCUGCAUUUUGUUUGAUUUUCAGGUACUUAAUUGUGAAGACUGUAUAAGGAACAAACAUAAACCAAAAGACAUCAGUCCACCAUGUCGAUGCCAAUGAAGAAAAACGAAUAGAUGUAAAUUCUGGCCUCCAUGCUUUGAUUGCAACUGGUUGAACAGAUGUUUCUAUGGUAAAUGGCCAAGAAUUGAAUUUUAGCAACGCAACACGACUAUUGGUUGUACCAAAUUCAGGUUGCAAUGCAAUGUUGCACUUUGAUGUUGAAAGAAACUGUUUUAUAUUGGCAAUUAAAGUUUCUUUAUUAGUCAUAUCCAUCAUUUGUAGACCCAGUGUCUUGCUAAGCAUUGGUGGUAAUUCCCAUACACUGGGACUUAGCGCUUGCGUAGCUUUGUAUAGUACAAAGUGAUCCAAGACAGAGACAUUAUUAGCAAUUAUAAUUCUCGAUUGCUUGUUUUUAACUUCACCUUCAGGAAUCUUCACCACAAUUCCAAAUGCAAAACUAAAUCCAUGACUUAAAAAAUUUCUUAGAUUAUUACAGUCAGGUAAUAGAGUUGCAAGGAGCCAAAGUUGUAAAGCAGUUAAUAAUCUUAGUAAUACAAGUAAAAGACCCACUGGGGUAUACAAAAAUAUAGUCACAAGAUGCCAACCACUGGGAAACCUAAAUAAUGUAUUUUAUUUAAAUAUUAUAAUGUUUAAAUUGCUAUUAAUUAAAUUACUAGUAAGAUGAGAAUAA
This is a messenger RNA of Osmia lignaria (orchard mason bee), 3512 nucleotides long. RefSeq names its product succinic semialdehyde dehydrogenase (gene Ssadh). Lineage: Eukaryota; Metazoa; Arthropoda; Insecta; Hymenoptera; Megachilidae. Gene Ontology annotation, cellular component: mitochondrion. The record is from RefSeq and is a predicted model, not a curated record. Gene Ontology annotation, biological process: GABA catabolic process. Gene Ontology annotation, molecular function: succinate-semialdehyde dehydrogenase (NAD+) activity.